GCCAUGGCUGCCGAGGACUCCAGUGCCCUGCCCUGGUCCAUCGACAGGGAUGACUACGAGCUGCAGGAGGUGAUUGGCAGCGGAGCGACGGCGGUGGUACAGGCGGCCUAUUGCAGCCCGAAGAAAGAGAAGGUGGCGAUAAAGCGGAUCAACCUCGAAAAAUGUCAGACCAGUAUGGAUGAACUCCUGAAAGAAAUCCAAGCUAUGAGUCAGUGCCACCAUCCGAACAUUGUAUCUUAUUAUACAUCGUUUGUAGUGAAAGACGAACUCUGGUUAGUGAUGAAGCUUCUUAGCGGAGGCUCAGUUCUGGAUGUCAUUAAACAUAUUGUGGCAAAAGGAGAACACAAGAACGGAGUACUGGAUGAGGCGACAAUAGCCACGAUCCUGAGAGAGGUAUUGGAAGGGCUGGAAUACCUGCAUAAAAACGGACAGAUCCACAGGGACGUGAAAGCUGGAAAUAUUCUUCUGGGAGAAGAUGGCUCAGUCCAGAUCGCAGAUUUUGGUGUUAGUGCUUUUUUAGCCACCGGCGGUGAUAUUACCCGAAAUAAAGUGAGAAAAACAUUUGUGGGCACGCCUUGCUGGAUGGCACCUGAAGUUAUGGAGCAGGUGAGAGGCUAUGAUUUCAAGGCGGACAUCUGGAGUUUUGGCAUCACGGCGAUUGAGCUUGCUACGGGGGCGGCGCCUUACCACAAAUACCCCCCCAUGAAGGUCUUAAUGUUGACGCUACAAAAUGACCCCCCCUCGCUCGAGACGGGGGUGCAGGAUAAGGAGAUGCUGAAGAAGUAUGGGAAGUCGUUCCGGAAGAUGAUUUCGUCAUGCCUGCAGAAAGACCCCGAAAAAAGGCCCACAGCAGCUGAACUCCUAAGACACAAAUUUUUCCAGAAAGCCAAGAACAAAGAAUUUUUACAAGAAAAAAUGUUGCAGAGAGCCCCGACAAUCACCGAAAGAGCCAAAAAGGUCCGGAGAGUCCCGGGUUCCAGCGGGCGUCUACACAAGACGGAGGACGGCGGCUGGGAGUGGAGUGACGAUGAACUCGACGAAGAAAGCGAAGAGGGCAAAGCGGCGAUCUCACAGCUCAGGUCUCCCAGGGUUAAAGAAUCUUCUCAUAAUUCAGAGCUCUUUCCAUCAGCCGAGCCUACUGGCCCAUUGCUCAACAUCCCUGCCCAGGCUCCCGCUCAACUACCUCAGCCCGCAGGACAAGCUCCUGCACAGCCACCUCCAGCGGUCUUCCUUCCGGCUCCUCAGGCACCUGCCUCAGCUCUUCCGGCAGUACAGGCACCUUUGGCCCCUGCAGUGGCAGCCCCCACACAAGAAGAUACGAAAGUUCCCAUCAGCCUCGUUCUAAGGUUAAGGAAUUCAAAGAAAGAACUCAAUGACAUUCGAUUUGAAUUCACCCCUGGAAGAGAUACUGCUGAUGGUGUAUCCCAAGAACUCAUCUCGGCUGGGCUUGUGGACGGCAGAGACUUAGUAAUAGUUGCGGCCAACUUACAGAAAAUCGUGGAAGAGCCCCAGACGAACCGGUCUGUCACUUUCAAGCUGGCAUCUGGCGUCGAAGGCUCGGACAUCCCCGACGACAGCAAACUCAUUGGCUUUGCCCAGCUCAGCAUCAACUAAGAUGACACUCCCAGACGAUGGUCCCCGCGGGCGCGGCUUUUGAACGCUUCUCUUGGCCUAAAAGCAAAACCACUACUGCCAAAGAACCAGACUACAGGCCCCUCCCUUGGGAGCGUUGACCUUCCUUCUU
Molecule: messenger RNA, 1744 nt
Organism: Euleptes europaea (tarantolino)
Lineage: Eukaryota; Metazoa; Chordata; Lepidosauria; Squamata; Sphaerodactylidae
Gene: OXSR1
Product: oxidative stress responsive kinase 1
Exons: 18
Coding region: 4-1614 (536 amino acids)
Biological process (GO): protein phosphorylation
Molecular function (GO): ATP binding; protein serine/threonine kinase activity
Source: RefSeq, a predicted model, not a curated record